GCCCUCCUCGGGGGGUGGCCGGGAGAUAUUCGGGGGUUUCUGGCGUCGCGCCCUUCCAGAACAGAAUUUCCCUCAUCCCGAUGCCGCACGAUUUUCUCAGAGUCGUUUAGCGACGUAAAAUCAUCUCCGCUUCAUGCUUUCGCAGAAUAUUUUCUUUACGAAAGAAAUCUCGACGCGCGACAUUCCGUUAAAGUAAUAGAUGAUUAUUAUCGAAUUAAUUCAGCUCGUCUUACAUCCCGCGCGCGCUUUUGUCACGUUGCGAGCAUUUCCACGCGCGAUCAAUGCCGUUUCCCUCUGCGAUUAAAGAGAAAAUUUGUUACGAUCCUUCGACAAUCUCCGCACGACUCGAUUCGUUGUCGCGCAGACUGUACUUUCCCGGUACCCUAGAACAUAAAAUAUAUCGGUUAGAUAUAUGUGUGGCCAUAAAGAUAAGAAACCGCUAACGUAUCUUUUGGUUAUGUACAUAUCAGUAUUGAAUUUCUGCAAUAAGACUCUUGACUACAGAGUAUUUAAAGACCGAUAUCCCUUUAGGGACGCGAAAAUGGCUGAAUUGGGAUCGGGAGAUAGAUGUCCGCGAAGAGAGGAGAAUCGAGAGAUUACGACGGUCGAGAUAAAUUCGUGAGACUUCGACAAGCUUAUACAAGUAGAAAGAGCAAGCAGCUUCGCGACGGUAUCAAAAUUGACGUCUACAAUUCUAAUUUCUUUUACCCAUUCUCCUUCGACGUGAGACGCUGCUGCAGUUCGACGCGAGCCGACCGCCAUUUUGUUAGGAAAUUCGCGCUAUUGUCGAAUACGGGUCGAUGUAUCGAUGCGAAUAUCGAUUUUAAUUCGCUUGCACGACGAACCUCAGCGAGAUGGCGUAACGGUCCAAUGAAGGAAGAUAUGGUAGCGUUGCACGUGGUUAUGUGUACAACGCAUCUGCGUACUUUGUGUUGACACGUUCCCGAAAUUUGGCGAAUGAUAACUGGAUCAAACUUUGGAUCAAGCUUGAAUUGUAAUAGUUGAUUGUCUCGCGAUUAUUACAAUUGCUGAACGCCAUGUCCACCAGCAACGCCGCUGAUACGCGUAAAGGCUGUGCCGGCAAUGACAGGAAUCGCUACACCCAUGGAUCAAGACGGAGAGGUAGCUACCAGCACAAAUCUGGCGGAAGGGGCUUCAAACGCUCAUUUGAUCGGUCACCGCGAGAGAACGUAAAGAGAAAUAAAUUAGAUGUCGGCAGUAGACUAAAAGAAUCUGACAUAGGAAUUACAGAAUACAUCGACAAGCACCCUGGCUUUUCUGCCAUCAUCAAAGAAAGAUACACCGAUUUUCAUGUCAAUGAGAUAGAUCUUGAGGGACAAGUAACAAAACUGACUCAUCAAAACAUCCCACGUGAUCCCUCUAAUAAUGAAAAUCUUGAAGAUUUGAAAACGUUGGUGUCGCCGGCGAUAUGGGACGAACUGCAAGUCUUGGGAAAAGAAAAUCCUUCGAGUGUGGAAAUUGAUGUGACUAGUAUUGAUAAAGAUGCACGUAGAACUAUUCAUAUGAUUGCGAAGAAAUUAGCGAAUGUUGUCAGCCAGACAGUAGACAAAGGCGACAAAAAGUUCCUCACAAUUGUUCCGAAUACUGAAAACGAUAAAAAUGCUCACAAGAUGCGCAAAGAUAAGAGAAUAGAUUGGAGCAGAUGCGGCGGGGAUUACUGCCACUUUCUGCUGCACAAGGUAAACAUGGACACAAUGGGUGUUGUGAAUCAGUUGGCAGCGAACUUGCGGUUACAGCCGAAUAACUUUUGCUACGCCGGUACGAAAGACCGCCGAGCGUGGACAACUCAGUGGAUGAGUUUGAGGAAGGUAGAGCCACAGAGCAUAUUGAGGGCAAGUAAAGGUAUACGUGGUGCCUAUGUAGGGAACUUUAAGUACGCUAAAGACAGCCUGAAAUUAGGAAUGCUGCGCGGCAAUCAAUUUAGGAUCGCGCUGAGAAAUGCUCGUGAGACAGACGAAAAAAUCGAGCAAGCGAUGACGUCGUUACGUGACAACGGCUUCAUUAAUUAUUACGGUUUACAAAGAUUUGGCUCCGUACCUACUAUACCCACACAUGAAAUUGGGAAAUGUCUACUUCAGGGUAAAUGGCAUGAGGCGAUCGAAUUAAUUUUAAAACCACGACCAGAAAACGACAAGGAAUUAGCAGAGGCUAGACAAAUCUACGCGGAAACUAAGGACGCCCGUGCUGCCUAUGCGAAGCUCAAGAGAAUCGACACGAUCGAGGCUAGACUUCUGAAAGGCCUCCAAACAAUGGGUGACAAAAAUCCUCAAGGCGUGCUCGACUCAGUCCCGCGAAACAUUCGAUUAAUGUAUAUUCACGCUUAUCAAAGUUUCGUGUGGAAUCAUGUCGUGUCGAAAAGAAUAAAACAGUUCGGAACAGUUCCAGUCGUAGGCGAUUUAGUUUAUGACAAACAGAAUCGCAAGGAAAUUGUAAGUGACGAAACUACGGAUUAUCCUUUGAAUGACAAUGAUGACAUUAAAGAUAAAACCGAUACUGCUUUCGUCGAAGAAAAAGAUAUUGAUCCAAUGUCGAGUGAAGCGAGUAAAGAAAAUUUGGAACAGAAUGAUUUUCCAACAGUGAAAAUUCUUACAGAAGAGGAUCUGUCAAAUUAUACCCUGGCUGAUGUGAUCAUACCCCAGCCUGGAUGGAAAGUUACAUAUCCAACGUAUGCAAAGGCUUGGUUCGAUAAAUUUUUAGCAAAGGAUGGAUUAACUACCGAUCUCAGGCAAAACAAUAAAAAAUACAGCUUGAGUGGAGCCUAUAGAAAUAUAUUAGAAAUUCCGACGAGUCUAUCUUGGAGAAUUAUGCAUUAUGAAAAUAAACAUGACGAUCUAAUUUUAUCAGAUAUUGACGAAAUGAGGAAGUUCACAUCCCCACAGGAUAAGCCAGAUGGAAAGAACAAAGCGUUGAUUAUAGAAAUGUGUUUAAAGCCUAGCAGUUAUGCCACAAUGGCCCUACGUGAAAUUUUAAAGAACGAUACUUCAGCGGAAACGCAGGCCGCUCUAUCCGCUGCACAGGAUGCAGAGAAUACACAACUUGAUACAAGCACUGUACAUGAAUGCAAUAGCAAAAACCUGACGGAAAAUGAGGAAAAUAAUAUAAAGAAAAGUUCUGUCAAAUGCCACGAAGAUGUUGAUGUAAAAACAGAUGAAACAAUGAAGAUAAGUGAUACAGAAGACAUAUCUCAGAUAUGUCAAAGUUCAUUGUAAAAUAUCUUUCAUAAAUAGAUUAUUAUCAUAUACAG
Solenopsis invicta (red fire ant) is the source of this 3265-nucleotide messenger RNA. It is a transcript of the gene Pus7, whose product is annotated as pseudouridylate synthase 7 homolog. Gene Ontology annotation, molecular function: pseudouridine synthase activity; RNA binding. The coding region runs from base 1038 to 3230 and encodes 730 amino acids. The record is from RefSeq and is a predicted model, not a curated record. Gene Ontology annotation, biological process: pseudouridine synthesis. The transcript has 6 exons. Lineage: Eukaryota; Metazoa; Arthropoda; Insecta; Hymenoptera; Formicidae. Gene Ontology annotation, cellular component: nucleus.